CCUCAGCUAUGGCGACGAUCAGUGCCGAUCCGGCUUGCUGUUUGACCGACUCGGCCAAGUCGCAGCUCUCCGCCGUCAGAGAGAAGCCGGCUCCUCUUCUGCUCGAUUCCGAUAUCAAUAAGAUCGCAGAGCGGAAACUUCGCUCGAAUAACUUUCGCGUUUUGCACUGGAGUUUGGAUAGCUUGGGCGAGACGAAUGGCUUCAUGGGCCAGUACUAUACUCUAUCCGUGAGGGUGAAAAUCGACGACAAAUCGAAGCAUUUGAAAUUCUUCGCGAAAACACCGCCGUCAACCUCUAGCCCGCAAUACGAUUUCCUAUCCCGCCACGAUAUAUUCAAUAAGGAGAUCACCAUCUACAGAGACGUGGUACCAAAGAUGGGCGUUGGUCACGCUACCAAGUGGCUACCGGAUUAUUAUCUAGGCAAGAAGAGCACGAUAAUUGUCCUGGAAGACGCGACUGAAAGCGGCUACGUCACACUGGACAAGUAUCAGUCGUUCGACGAGGAACAUUCCACCCUGUUGGUCAAGACUCUCUCGACCUUCCACUCAAGAUCCUUGAUCCUGGACGAGAAGCUUCGCAGGAGUACCGGUCAGACGAUCAUGGACCUCUACGGGGACUUGCUGAGGGAGGUGGGUUAUGUCAAGGACGAUGUAACGGUGCAUAAAUAUUCUUCCGCGAGCAUCAAAGGCGCAGCAGCCAUAGUGGAUUUCACCGAAGGAUUGAAGGACGACGAGGCGAACGCGAUAAAGGAUUGGAUAACCAAGUGGGUACCUAAGUUACCCACCUUGUUGGAGCCAUCCAGCAAAUUCAGGAACCUGAUGUGCCAUCGGGAUGUAUGGUCGAACAAUAUGAUGUUCAAGAGAGACUCCGCGGGUAAGCCAGUCGGUUGCUAUCUGGUAGACUUCCAAUUCUUACGGUACAGCCCGCCUGCUUUCGAUUUCGUCGCUUGUCUUCUUCUCACUCUCGAUCGUGCUACCAGACGUCGCUGUUACGAUCGGCUUGUCGAUGUUUAUUACGAUACCAUGAGGAAAGAGCUGGCUGCCGACGGGCUCUCCGUGGACGACUGUUUAUCUCGCGAUCAGUUCGUGGACAGUUGCGAGCACGUGAAAGGGGUGGCACUUCUGUACGUGAUCGCUAAUUUGCAGAUAAUGCUGCUGUCGAAAGAGGCUGUGGAGGAGUACUUCAUACAAUCGCCGAAGCUGUUGGAACAUGUUCUUUAUGGCGAUGAAAGACCCGAUCUCGUUAGGAACCAAUGUCGUGCUAGGAAGGAAUAUCAGCAACGUCAAACGGAAAUAAUAGAGGAGAUCAGAGAGUACCUGGCUGGUAACCCAUGGUUGCGUUAGUGGUGGCAUGAAAUAGAGGUGCCGGAUGUUGCUUCGAUGUCGCUGUUUGUACCUGCGUUACGAUCUGUGAUAAAAAGGACUUUGAGGUGGUAUUAGAAAAGGGAUUGCCCUUAUUUCCAAGAAUCUACGAUUCGUGAUGUCGCAGUGGCUGAUGGAACGUGCUGAAGCUCGUAAGAAAGACUACGAGGACUAAGGUCAAUCGAUAAGUCGUGCAUCAACCGACUUUUUGCCAAGAUAUCGUGAAUAUCGCGCGGAAUAUUGCGAGGCAUGUAAUCUGGUGAACCAAUUUCACUCUCCGUGCGAGAAUAAUUUACUUUCCUUUUUUAGAUAUCUUUGUAACAAUAGUUAUAUUGUUGGUAUUUUAAUGUGGCUGUUAUUCGAAUAUACAAUAUACAGGGUGAGACGUUUAUAACAGAUCACCUAAAUAACUUGCUUGCUCGUAAUAAUAUAAGAAAAUGUGUUAGGCAAAAGUUGCUGGAUUUCGAUGUGCACAUAGUAUAAUAUCGAUAGUCUUUCUGUUAGUGGAGGCAUAGAGGAGAUAUGAAGGUCAAGCUUGUGUUUCUAAUGGGAUGAUAGUGUUUCUUAUUUAUGUCCUGAUAGAGCCUUUCAAGACGAAUAUAAUGACGAUGAAUACAAUGACCUAUGAAUGAAUAUAUUAUACAGGGUGUCGCAUUUGUAGUUACGGAUUUAUUAUUUCCUCGAUAAUUUUUAAAUAGUUCGUUUCAAAAAAUAUUUCAAAUAAAACUAAUUCUGUUUCAAGAUCAUCUUGUAAUAAUAAUAAAUUGUUGCCAGGUGGACGUGCUUCCGAGAUUUAUAUUUUUCUGUGCAAACGAAUAUUCAUUUCAAGAUGAAUUCAUUGAUCUAUAAUAUUUUGGUACAUGUAUAUUUUGACAAAAGGUAUUGUAUCAAUGUAAAUUGAAUUUGAUUGUAUGGAGGAAGAUUGACAUUAUACGACGUUGUUAACAAAAAUGGUAAAAAAUAAUUAUUUGUAUACAGCAAAAA
Eufriesea mexicana is the source of this 2345-nucleotide messenger RNA. RefSeq lists its product as uncharacterized. The transcript has a single exon. Lineage: Eukaryota; Metazoa; Arthropoda; Insecta; Hymenoptera; Apidae. Bases 9 to 1343 code for a protein of 444 amino acids. The record is from RefSeq and is a predicted model, not a curated record.